Messenger RNA from Neocloeon triangulifer, 3644 nucleotides. Its product is annotated as host cell factor 2-like. Gene Ontology annotation, cellular component: histone methyltransferase complex. The coding region runs from base 132 to 3413 and encodes 1093 amino acids. NCBI's taxonomy places the organism in Eukaryota, Metazoa, Arthropoda, Insecta, Ephemeroptera, Baetidae. Gene Ontology annotation, molecular function: transcription coactivator activity; protein binding. The record is from RefSeq and is a predicted model, not a curated record. The transcript has 15 exons. Gene Ontology annotation, biological process: regulation of DNA-templated transcription; chromatin remodeling.
CGUGGCUCCGCGUCGCCCCCACUCGAAUCGGCACCAAACUGAAAACACACGGCAGGCAGGCAAGGCUUUACGUUCGGCAAAGCGAGUUUGUUUGUUUGGUCGGCAUCGGGCGCCGAAAUGCAGUAGGCGACAUGUCGAGCUUCAAGUGGACGCGGGUGUUGAACCCGACGGGGCCGACCCCCAAGCCCCGCCACGGCCACCGCGCCGUGGCCAUCAAGGACCUGAUGGUCGUCUUUGGUGGCGGCAACGAAGGCAUCGUAGACGAGCUGCACGUCUUCAACACCGCCAAUAACCAGUGGUUCAUCCCUGCGGUGAAGGGCGAGGUGCCGCCAGGGUGCGCGGCGUACGGCUUUGUUGUGGACGGCACGCGCAUUUUGGUGUUCGGCGGAAUGGUCGAGUACGGCAAGUACUCCAACGACCUUUACGAGCUGCAGGCGAGCAGGUGGGAGUGGAAGAAGCUGAAGCCGCGCGCGCCCAAGAACGGGGUGCUGCCGUGCCCGCGGCUCGGCCACAGCUUCACCCUGAUCGGCAACAAGGUCUUCCUCUUUGGAGGACUGGCCAACGACAGUGACGACCCCAAGAAUAACAUUCCCAGGUACCUGAACGACCUGUUCACGCUGGAGCUGCGGAGCAAUUCUGCGGUGGCGUGGGAGGCGCCGACCACCUUCGGGCAGUCGCCGCCACCGCGCGAGUCGCACACGGGCGUCGCCUACUCGGACCUCAAGUCCGGCAAGUCCAGCCUUGUCGUCUAUGGCGGCAUGAGCGGCUGCCGCCUCGGAGACCUCUGGUUCCUUGACGUCGACACAAUGACCUGGAGCAAGCCGGAGGUCUCUGGGAUUCCUCCAUUGCCGAGGUCACUGCACAGCGCCACCCUGAUCGGAAAACGCAUGCUUGUGUUCGGGGGUUGGGUGCCCCUGGUCAUGGACGACCCCAAACUGCCCGCCACCCACGAGAAGGAGUGGAAGUGCACUAACACCCUGGCCAGCCUCGAUUUGGAGAAGAUGGCGUGGGAGCAGCUGAACAUGGACGUGUUUGAGGAGAACGCGCCCCGAGCCAGGGCAGGUCACUGCGCUGUCGGCAUCCACUCGCGCCUCUACGCCUGGUCCGGCCGCGAUGGCUACAGAAAGAUUUGCUGCAAAGACCUUUGGUACCUGGAGGUGGAGAAGCCGCCGGCGCCAGGGCGGGUGCAGCUGGUACGCGCGUCGACGACCUCGCUAGAGGUGUGCUGGUCGCCCGCCCCCUCCACCGACUUCUACCGCCUCCAGGCCCAGAAGUACGACAUGCCCCAGGAGAAACCAACCCCCGAAAAACCACCCCCACCUGCCGCCACGCCCACCACCCCUGAUCUAAAAGAAGUUUCAGAAUCUCCGACGACGGCCGCACAGAACAUGUCAGGCAUCCAAGCAUUGGCCGCAGCGGCUGCAGCCACCCAGAAAAUCCCAGGCGUCCUCCGCCUUGUCCCCUCCAACGCCACUCCCCCAAAAACUCUAGUGGCAGUCGGUGGUGCUGCUGAAGCCGCAGCAACGAAGGCGAGUCCACAGACGAUCAAAAUUGUGCCCCCGGCCGGAGGGACUGUUCUGAAGGCGGCCACCAACCAGGCGGGCAAACCUGUCAUAAUAAGCAAACCGCAGGGAGGAGGCCCUGGCCAAAUCGUCACCCUGGUCAAGACUAGCCAGGGCAUGACUGUUGCUCAGCUGCCGAAGAUGAGUCUAAUCCAGAGCAAGGGCGGCGGAGCGGGGGGAGUGGCGCAGGGGAAGGGGAUCCCGCAAGGCGCCACCAUCGUCAAGUUGGUGAACGCGGCGGGAGGGCUGGGGGGCAAGCAGACGAUCAUGAUUGCCAAGCCGGGAGGGGGGCCGGGGGCGGCCAACCUGACGACGGCCAGCGGCCAGCGUCUCAUCAUGGUCACGUCAGGCACCACCCUGCGGACGGUGCAGGGCGCCGGCACCACCACCACCGCCCCCUCCGCCCCCGGCCAGAUGAAGAUGAUCAUGCUGCAGCGGCCGGCGCAGGCGGCCACCACGCUGGCCGCCGCCACCUCCGUCACCACGGCCAACGCCAAGCCCGUCGCCGCCACCCUCAAAACGUCCGACUCGGGCGUCGUCACCACCCAGGGCUUCAUAGGGGGCAAGCAGGUGACCCUGCAGAUCAACAAGUCGGGUGGCUCGACUCUUCCCAAGACUUUGACCCUGGUGCCCAGUGCCGACGGCAAGCAGGUUGUGACCUCUGCCCUCAAGGUGGUGCCGACGACGGCGGCCGCCUCCACGGCCAAACAACCACCCCCGUCCAUCACUCACACAAACCCGAUCGACGGGCCGGUGACAACGGACGCGGCUUUGGCCGCACUGGCGGCCGAGGCGGGGUUGCUGGACCCCGUCGAAGAAAAGGCCGCCUCCGCCGCCUCCAAGGAGGUUGACAAGGAUGAGGGUGAAAAAGAGGAGGCGGAGGAAAAGAGAGAAGAGGUCAAGGUCAAGGAGGAGGUCAAGGAUGCCGAAGAGGCUUUGGCCACGCUGGCCUCGGCGGCCGUCAGCUCAGCCAAUGGCGUGGUCAAGGCGGAACCAGAGGAAGCUGCCGGAAAGGGGGAGGAGGUGCCCCCGGAGGCGGGGCCACCCUUGGAGGGCCGGAAGGAGGCGGCUUGGUUCGAUGUGUGCGUGACCAAGGGCACGUCGACCUUGGUGCAGCAGUACGGCCUGCCAGAGGUCGAACCCAAGCUGGACGAGCAGACCGGCGAGGUGCCCAACUUGACCCUCGGCCCCACCAAGUUCGACCUUCAGCCAGGCACCGCCUACAAGUUCAGGGUCGCCGCCGUCAACUCGUGCGGACAGGGCGCCUGGAGCGAGGUGUCUGCAUUCAAGACGUGUCUGCCAGGGUUCCCGGGGGCGCCGUCGGCCAUCAAGAUCUCCAAGUCGGGCGAGGGCGCGCACCUCUCGUGGGAACCGCCGCAGGCCAGUUCGGGCGGCGAAAUCGGCGAGUACUCGGUGUACCUGGCCGUCAGGAGUGCCAACCAGAAGCAGGAGCAGGUUCAAAAUUGGGGUGGAGAAGGCGCAGCUGGCGUUUGUGCGGGUUUACUGCGGCGCGAGCAACCAGUGCACGGUGCCCAACUCGUCGCUGGCGGCCGCUCACAUCGACACCACCACCAAGCCGGCCAUCAUCUUCCGCAUCGCCGCCAAGAACCAAAAGGGCUACGGCCCUGCCACCCAAGUCAGGUGGAUCCAGGAGGUGAGUGUGGCGGCGGCGGCGAAAGGUCAGGCAGGGGUCAAGAGGCAGGCGGAGGCCAAGGCAGUGUACGCGGCGGGCGCCAAGAAGCCCAAGAGCGAAGAGCCCCUCUGAGGCCCCCAGUGCCCCAAUCCCCUCCACAAACUGUCUGUUCUUCGCAAUUCAUCUUAAAAUUUCUGUACAAAUCGACCAACAGCUGAAAAAUAUAAAAACGAACUAUAUUUAUCUCUAGCUUUUAACAAACACAACAUUUAGUGCAAAUUGAAAAACGCUUCUAUUGACCCAAAUUUUGAUCGAAUGGACCUGUCGAGGUGUCGCGGAAUUCAUUUUGGUUUUUCCGUUACUUUUCGUGUAGCUGCUGAAGUGAAGUUUUUACUCCCAGGUCGCAACUUUUCAUCAAUAAAGUUAAUCUUUAUUUUCAGCACUCAAAA